CGUGCGCGCGGCUUGGGGCUCCCGGGGCAGCCCUCGGUCUCCGCGAUCUCAUUGGUUGGGGAUGUGUCUAUUUACAUCAUCCACGAACUUCUCCCAGAUCCGGCUGACCUUAGGUUAUGGGCAGAUCAGAAAGCCAGAUGGAUAUAACUGAAAUCAGCAGCCCCAAGCCGAAGGCAAAGCAGCGAUGGACCUCCCUGGAGCUGAGUCUUUCCGUUCUUGUGCUUCUGCUCACCAUCAUAGCGGUCACGAUGAUAGUUCUUUAUGCCACCCAUGACGAUGGAAUUUGCAAGUCAUCAGAUUGCAUAAAAACAGCGGCUCGGCUGAUUCAGAACAUGGAUGACACCGUCAACCCUUGUACAGACUUUUUCAAAUAUGCCUGCGGAGGCUGGUUAAAGCGGAACGUCAUUCCAGAGACCAGCUCACGUUACAGUAACUUUGACAUUUUACGAGAUGAGCUAGAAGUCGUUCUGAAAGGUGUUCUUGAGGAGCCGAAAACCGAAGAUAUAGUAGCAAUACAGAAAGCCAAAACGUUGUACAGAUCCUGCUUAAAUGAAUCUGUAAUUGAUAGCAGAGGUGGUGAACCUUUGUUAAAACUCUUACCAGAGAUCCAUGAAUGGCCAGUAGCAAUGGACAACUGGGAAACAGUAUAUGGUAGUUCUUGGACAGCUGAACAAUCCAUUGCAGAGUUGAACUCAAAUUUUGGGAAAAAAGUCCUGAUCAAUCUUUUCAUUGGCACAGAUGAUAAGAACUCCAUGCAGCAUAUUAUUCACAUUGAUCAACCUCGACUUGGUCUACCAUCACGUGACUACUAUGAAUGCACUGGCAUGUAUAGAGAGGCUUGUAUAGCAUAUGUGAAUUUCAUGAUUUCUGUGGCUAAACUAAUACGCCAGGAUAAAGGACUGUCCAUCAAUGAGACCCAGAUUGCCCUGGAAAUGAAUCGAGUCAUGGAGUUGGAAAAAGAGAUUGCCAAUGCUACAACUAAAUCUGAAGACCGGAAUGACCCAAUCCUCCUCUAUAAUAAAAUGACCCUAGCCCAGGUCCAAAACAACUUUUCAUUAGAGAUUAAUGGAUGGCCAUUCAACUGGGCAAAUUUCACAAAUACAAUCAUGUCAACUGUGAAAAUUAGUGUUGCAAAUGAGGAAGAUGUGGUUGUGUAUGCUCCCGAAUAUUUAAUCAAACUUAAGUCCAUUCUUACCAAAUAUUCUCCCAGAGAUCUUCAAAAUUUAAUGUCCUGGCGUCUCAUUAUGGAUCUCGUAAGCAGCCUCAGCCGAACCUACAAGGAGUCAAGAAAUGCUUUCCGGAAGGCUCUUUAUGGCACAACAUCUGAAACAGCCACUUGGCGACGUUGUGCUAAUUAUGUCAAUGGGAACAUGGAAAAUGCCGUUGGACGACUUUAUGUAAAAGCAGCAUUUGCUGGCAACAGCAAACACAUGGUAGAAGAUCUGAUCUCGAAGAUUCGGGAAGUUUUCAUUGAGACUUUAGAUGAUCUCACUUGGAUGGAUGCUGAGACUAAAAAAAAAGCUGAAGAUAAGGCCAUGGCAAUUAAGGAAAGGAUUGGCUAUCCUGAUGACAUCAUUACAAAUGACGAGAAACUGAACAAAGAGUACAAUGAGUUGAAUUACAAAGAGGAAGAAUACUUUGAGAAUAUCUUGAAAAACCUGAUGUUUAGCCAAAAUAAACAGCUAAAGAAGCUCCGAGAAAAAGUGGAUAAGGAAGAGUACGUAAAUUCACGUUUGUGGAUAAGUGGGGCAGCAGUGGUCAAUGCUUUUUAUUCUUCAGGCAGAAAUCAGAUCGUGUUCCCAGCUGGCAUUCUUCAGCCUCCGUUCUUCAGUGCAAACCAGCCCAGCUCCUUGAACUAUGGCGGCAUCGGCAUGGUCAUAGGACACGAAAUCACCCAUGGCUUUGAUGACAAUGGUAGAAACUUCAACAAAGACGGGGAUCUCAUUGAUUGGUGGACUCAGGAAUCUGCCAAAAAUUUCAAAGAACAGUCUCAAUGUAUGGUAUACCAAUAUGGAAACUUUUCAUGGGACCUAGCAGGCGGCCAACACCUCAAUGGAAUCAACACUCUGGGUGAAAACAUUGCUGACAACGGAGGUGUUGGACAAGCAUAUAGGGCCUAUCAGAAUUUUGUGAAAAAGAAUGGGAAAGAGAAGUUACUUCCUGGACUUCAGCUCAACCACAAACAACUGUUCUUCUUGAACUUUGCUCAGGUAUGGUGUGGGACAUACAGACCGGAAUAUGCUGUCAACUCCAUCAAAACUGAUGUUCACAGUCCAGGCAAUUUCAGGAUCAUCGGAACUUUGCAGAACUCCCCAGAGUUUUCAGAAGUCUUUCAGUGCCGCAAAAAUGAUUAUAUGAAUCCAGAAAAGAAGUGCCGGGUGUGGUAAUUCUAGAGAGGACAGACUGACUUCCCUGGACAGCAGAAAUCUGGAACUUUCUAUGGGAGAAAAAAAAAACUGUGUACCAAACUCACUGUAAUCACAAGAGGCUGAUUAACUGGGGGGCGGGGGGAGAAAAGAGAAAUGCAUUAAGAUUUUAAUUUCAGGUUAAAGAAAGUAACAGUGUAGCCAAAAUUGGAUGUGAGCUGCUCAAUGGAGGACCCAGGUUAAUAUCUACUAAACCUACCCCAACUGUGUAUGCACGUAAAGCUUUACUCUGGAAUAGUGGUUUCCAGUUAAUGUUGGUUUCCCAUUUGGUAAACAGAAUGAAUAUUCUCACUUGGGAACAGGGUUAAUCGCCUAUGAGUGCAGAUGAUUAUUUUUAAUCAAAGGGAGGGAGAAAAUGUCAAAGAAUAUGGUAGGAUAACAGCUGUCUAAUGAGAACACAAUAGUUAGAAACCAGAGAAAUAGGCCCUGCCACCUCUUUAAAUGUGGAGUAUUGGGUUUUUCUUCCUGAUUCAUCAAUGGCCUCACUCAAACCCCUUCAAAGAAUUCUUAGAAGAGUGGGGAUUUGGGGCUUGAAGUACUUUUGAAAAGAAGUCAUUAUUCCUAUAAUCAUUAUUUUUUAUUCCAAGGCAACUAAUUUUUCAUAAUCAUAUUCAAUUAAGAAAGGAAAAUAUAGAAUAGGUCUCUGUCUUUGAUCCUCCACUGACAGAUAUUGAAAAGCCCCAAGCUCUCUUGUAAUUUUCUAAAUAAUUUCUUGUUCUCUCUAGACCUGAUCUUUUUAAAAGAUUUGUAGUAAUGUAUAAAUCAUAAUUUUUAUAUUUAAUUAUUAACUGUGUGUAUGAAAAAGUAACUGCUAUAUCUAUAUAUAUCUAUAUAGAGAGAUGGACGUGAUCACUGAUCCACUCUUGGGGAUUGGCAUUUCAGGUUGAGAUAUGAAACAUUCUUUACAUUAAGGAAACAUCUGCCAACCAAUGUCUGUAAAGUACUGUACAGAUUAAAAUUUGAGACAUUUUUUAAAAAAUGAUAAUUCAUAUUUGCAAAAAAGCUUUAAGCCAGUACUUUUGUGUAAGAUCCACUUUCAGAUAAAUUUCCCAGAGGCCUGACUGACAUCUGUAUUGUAGAAGCAAUCAGAAAUUUCCAAAAAUCAAUAGUUGAUUCCCAUGAUUUGUACUGCAAUGGGUAAAGCUGCUUCUCUGUGGUUCUGUGUAGGAAUGGAACUCCCCUGGGUCAUGAAGGGGCACAGCCUCACUGGGGCAAGUCUAGGCCUCAGCAGGACGCCCACUUAGCAAUGGCAAGGUAACAAGGAUACGCUGUUACUAGUCUAAAGAUUCCCUACUAUUAAUUCCGUCACAUCAGUGGGCACUGAUGUUGAUGAGGGCGUUAAUGGAAGGGGAGAGAGGACAGGUCCAAAGGCCUUCAGAGUGCUCCUGUCCACUGUCAUUGGUUGAUUGAAUGAUCAUUCUGCAUUAUAGCAUCAUAGAAUCUUAGCUUGAGGGCUAAAAGGGGCCUCAGAGGUCACCAAAUUCAAAUCUGUCAUUUUCCAGAAGAGAAAACUGAAGGCCCGGAAAAGUACAAUGGCCUGUCCAGCCUAGUGAUUGCUAGACUUAGACUUGGAACUUAGGACCCCUGACUCCAAAUCCAGCAGGCCAGUCAGAAAUGAUAUGAUAACUAAUGAAGACCAUUGCAGGCUACUAAGCUAAUGGUGAUUAUUAGCUCAGGCAGCCAGUGAUAUAAGUAGAAAUUCCAGAGGGAGCAGUCUCCCCCUCCCACAUUUUUCCAUGAUCUCUAACUAUUUCUGGGAUUCUACGAUAAAGAAAUAAUGUCCUGCAUACGACCUUGAUUCCAUGUUAUGUUUAUUUUAUCUUUCAAUGUCACCUGAUGAAAAUGUUUUUUAUAAUAAACAAAUUGUGAGACUGAUUCUCACCAA
Molecule: messenger RNA, 4311 nt
Organism: Vombatus ursinus (common wombat)
Lineage: Eukaryota; Metazoa; Chordata; Mammalia; Diprotodontia; Vombatidae
Gene: MME
Product: membrane metalloendopeptidase
Exons: 23
Coding region: 117-2387 (756 amino acids)
Biological process (GO): amyloid-beta clearance; protein processing
Cellular component (GO): plasma membrane
Molecular function (GO): metalloendopeptidase activity
Source: RefSeq, a predicted model, not a curated record